This is a messenger RNA of Glycine soja, 837 nucleotides long. RefSeq names its product ubiquitin-conjugating enzyme E2-17 kDa-like. The record is from RefSeq and is a predicted model, not a curated record. The transcript has 5 exons. The coding region runs from base 148 to 594 and encodes 148 amino acids. NCBI's taxonomy places the organism in Eukaryota, Viridiplantae, Streptophyta, Magnoliopsida, Fabales, Fabaceae. Gene Ontology annotation, cellular component: nucleus. Gene Ontology annotation, biological process: protein polyubiquitination. Gene Ontology annotation, molecular function: ubiquitin conjugating enzyme activity.
ACGUGCAUGGCAAACAUCGAAUGGACGCAUCACGCACGGAAGAUUAUAUAAGGAAUAGCCUCAGCGACUCACUCUUCCACUCCUCAACGCUUUCUCAUCGCUGAUCAAACUUCAAACCCUAGCUAGGAUUUCAAGGUACACUUAACGAUGGCUUCAAAACGCAUUACUAAGGAGUUGAAGGAUCUGCAGCAGGACCCUCCUGUUUCCUGCAGUGCUGGCCCUGUUGGUGAUGACAUGUUUCAUUGGCAAGCUACAAUUAUGGGUCCAACUGACAGUCCUUAUGCUGGUGGUGUAUUCCUGGUGACCAUUCACUUCCCACCAGAUUAUCCAUUUAAGCCACCAAAGGUUUCCUUCCGAACCAAGGUAUUUCACCCUAACAUAAACAGCAAUGGAAGUAUCUGUCUGGACAUUCUGAAAGAGCAGUGGAGUCCUGCCCUUACAGUUUCCAAGGUGCUACUUUCAAUUUGCUCCCUGCUGACAGAUCCCAACCCGGAUGAUCCUUUGGUGCCUGAUAUUGCUCACAUGUACAAGACUGACAGAGACAAGUACGAGAGCACUGCCCGUUCUUGGACUCAGAAAUACGCCAUGAGCUAGAAGAAAAUAUCUUUAUUGUUCUGGUGACAGCUUAUGUGCGCAAAACAAGUUGUUUGGGGAUAUGUCAGUAUAUAAUAUACAUAUACAAGUAGUUCUGCUUUGAUACUUUAUAAUAAUUAAAACCCUGGAUUUUUUUUUUCGAUUUGAUCGCUUUUUUUUUUCUUUUAGAAUCGUUUGUUUUGUUUACUAAUGUUGAUAGAAUUGGUCGGGUCAUGGCAAAGGGAAUAAUUCAUGGUUCAUUCA